AUGCACCUUGCCCGUUUUCUGUCAUUUUGGAUUAAGACGCCGCGCUACAAGAAACAUAUCGUCGCCCACUACGGAGCAACCAGCGUCACGAUUCGUCGUCGCGACUCCACCGAGUUUCUCAGCCUCGUCAAACCAUCUAACGCUAAGCGACACCCACAGGCAGACACCGCCUCGGAAGCGGCUCUCAACAGGCAGGCAACAGUGGAGCCUGGGCGGAAGUCAUUUGCCAAACCCUCUUUAUCGGACCAAGAGGUCGAGAAGCUGCUCAAGGACGGCUCAUCCUUGCAGAGGGGAUGGUGUCGCUUGUGCGGCUCAAAGGGAGUUACUAUGGGCUGCUGUGCCGUUGGCAGCCUAACCUUGACAGCUGAAAUAUAA
Messenger RNA from Sporothrix schenckii 1099-18, 375 nucleotides. RefSeq lists its product as uncharacterized. The transcript has a single exon. NCBI's taxonomy places the organism in Eukaryota, Fungi, Ascomycota, Sordariomycetes, Ophiostomatales, Ophiostomataceae. The coding region runs from base 1 to 375 and encodes 124 amino acids. The record is from RefSeq and is a predicted model, not a curated record.